GUUUUUCUGCCACUUGGAAUCCAUUAUCUUUCUUGCACUUUUAACCAACCUAAAGUCAUGAUUUUUAGCCUUAAACAACCCUACAAAUUUCCCAUUUUCUUUCAUUCAUUCACCCAUUGUUAUUGAAGACAUUCCUCCCAAAAAGAAUUCAUCUUCAGAAAGUCAAAAGUCAAAAUCUUGAUCAUAUUCUUGGCUUAUUGUUGCAGAUUUGAAGUGGGGUGUUCUUGAUUUUCAAGAUGAUGAUUCUUGGUGAAAAUGUGAAUACCCUUAAAGUUAUAGAUUCUUCACUGAGGUUGAUUGUGAUUCCUUUAAGUAUUGCUUCUUUGUGGUUGACUUUGACCAAUUAUCAAGAUAAUGAUACCUAUGGCAAAUUAGAGUUCAAUAAUCUCAAGGGUCUCAAAUUCUUUGUUAGCAUUAGUGCCAUUUCUGCUGGGUAUGCUUUGAUUGCUGUUGUUUCUUCAUGGGUCAAGAAUUUGAUGAACAAAGCUUGGAUCUUUUUUGUGUGUGAUCAGGUGGUGGCAUAUUUGAUGGUGGCAUGUGUGGGUAGCAUGGGAGAUAUAUUGUAUUUGGUCUACAAUGGCAACCAAAAAGUGACAUGGAGUGAAGCAUGUUCUUCAUAUGGAAGGUUUUGUGCAAGAUUGAACCUCAUUUUGGUUCUUCAUUUUAUUGCUACGAUUUGUUUCUUUGCGCUUUCGUUGAUUUCAUCAUUUAGGGUUUUCACAAGAUUCGAACCUCCUAUUUCGUCCAAAGAAGCCGAAAAUGAAACGACCUAGAUUUAUGCAUCGACAGAUUGUGAUAUACGAUCAUAUAGCUUCCUAAACACGCGUGGUUGAUUCGGAUUCCAUCAAGUGUUUUCUUGAUUUUUCGUUUUUUAGAUGUUAAAUAUCAUUUAAAAGAAUUUUAAUAGUUUCUUGAAUAUGCAAUAUGGUUGUGAGUUGUGACCACUUUGUUUUAUUUUGGCCCCCACGUAAAGAUAAAACAUUAUUUUGCUUAGAAUGCAAGCGUGGUAUGUAUACAUUUGCUUUUUCUAUAGUUACUUUAUUAUAAUCAUAAUAAAUAUUGCAUA
This is a messenger RNA of Helianthus annuus (common sunflower), 1066 nucleotides long. RefSeq names its product CASP-like protein 2D1. The transcript has 3 exons. NCBI's taxonomy places the organism in Eukaryota, Viridiplantae, Streptophyta, Magnoliopsida, Asterales, Asteraceae. The coding region runs from base 237 to 773 and encodes 178 amino acids. The record is from RefSeq and is a predicted model, not a curated record.